GCUGACCAGGAGGACCUGGAGUGUGGCGACGACUGUGACCGGGAACACUAGUGCUGCUCCGCUUCCUUCAAGCAGGCACCGCCGUACCGGUGCCCCGUGGUGCUCUUAUUAUUAUUAUUUACGACAGAAACCUUGCGUAGACCGCCAUCAUGUAUGAUGUGUUCGGGUCAAUCCGGGGUCUAUUAAAGAUAGACUCCGUGAGCAUCGAUAAUAAUAUAUUUCGUAUGCACUACAAAGCGACUAUGUUCGUCUUAGUGGCUUUUAGCUUGUUGAUAACGCAGAAGCAGUACUUCGGCGACCCCAUCGACUGCAUCGUGGAGGGCGUGGACGCCGGGAUCAUGGACACCUACUGCUGGAUCCACUCCACCUUCACCAUCCCCAACCUGACGGGGGCCAUCGUGGGCGAGGAGGUGCCUCACCCGGGCGUGGCCAACCCUGCCAUACACGGCCCUGACGACCAGUACCAGGUCAAGCAUCACAAGUACUACCAGUGGGUCACGCUCUUCAUGUACUUCCAGGCCAUCCUGUUCUACAUCCCCCGUUAUCUGUGGAAGAUCUGGGAAGGUGGUAAAGUGAAGAUGCUUGUUAUGCAGCUGAACUCUCCCAUCUUGGAUGACGACGUCAAGCGGGAACGCAAGGCUAUGUUGGUAGAUUACUUUAGUGUUAAUCUACACAACCACAACUUCUAUGCAUUUAGGUUCUUCUUGUGUGAAGUACUGAACUUUGUUAAUGUCAUUGGCCAGAUCUACUUCACUGACAGAUUCCUGGGCUACGAGUUUACUACAUAUGGUACUCGUGUCAUUGAAUUCAGCGAACAAGAGCUGGGCUCCCGUCACGACCCUAUGGAUGAGGUGUUCCCUAAGGUUGCAAAGUGUACCUUCCAUAAAUAUGGUGCUUCCGGUACAAUUGAGAGGCAUGACGGUCUUUGUGUACUGCCCCUUAAUAUCUUCAAUGAGAAGAUCUAUAUUUUCUUAUGGUUCUGGUUCAUCAUUGUGGCAGUGAUAUCUGGGGUUGGACUUCUCUACCGCUUGGCCACCUUCACCCCAGCUUUCAGACAGAUCCUCCUGAGGACUCGAUCCCGCCUUGCUUCCUCUGACAAUGUGGAAGCCAUCUCCCGCAAGUGCCAGAUUGGUGACUGGUUUGUUCUGUAUCAACUAGCCAAGAACAUGGAUCCCUUGAUCUACAAGGAAUUUAUCACAGAUCUGGCUAACAAGCUUCAAGGAAAGGGCCCUGUAUAAACAAAGUUAACCCAACUGCAAGUUGUUCGCAAGCUGCAUGAAAGAAGUUUCCAGCGUAAUAUUGAUGACCAUGACACGGGGCCUGCUGACUCGAUCAUGGGGGGAGUUCCCUAUUGAGAUCUCUUUACUGGGUUUAUUAUGUAAAGUUUGCUUGUUUGUGUUCUAGUAGUAAAUGGAAUAUUUCUUAAAAUAUUUACUAAAAUUUUAGCAGAUGGUGCAUAUAAUUCUUAAAAUACUCAUAAGGUGCACAUUUCUUUUAAGAAUACAGCUGUCACAAGGAUUUUUUGUCUUUCAAAACCUGGUCUUGUGCCAGGCAGGAAGAAAUAGUAGUCUCAAAAACUGGCCACAGGAAAAAAUAAACUUGUAAAGUUAAUUUCUUGACUCUUAGAAUUAGUGUCAAUCCAUUUGCCUUUAUAUCUUGCUGCCUCCUUUCCAGGUGUGUAGUGAAAAGGUGUCUAAUAUUUUAAGUAUAGUUUAGUUUAAAAUGUCAUGCUAUUAUUUAUUAUGCAUUUGAUUAAUAUUUAAUUUUUGAUGAUGGAUAUAGAUUUUCUCAUUAUAUCGUUCAACAAUAUGGAAGAAUGAUGAAUUGUGGGUUUGAUGAUUGGUGGGGGGGGGGGGCAAUGGGGUUUUCCAGCAAACAUGUCUGCCUUCUGGGGAUUCUAUAACGGCUAGCUAUGUCUUCCAAUUUUUAAAAUCGAUAGUCGGUAUAUUUAUUAGAUUGGCCUGUGAGAGUCCUGAGUAAGAUACCUGAAGACCUGAACACUCGUCACUUUGCUAAUGGUUAACAAAAUGCCAUUUAGGAGUUCGGUCAGGAUUGCCAUUUGCCAGUCUAGUCACCCAGCUCUUUCAUUUCCGAUUGAAUAGUUCCUGUUACCUGUGUGGCAUGGUGUGUGGGGCCUUGCAUUGCUGGUUUUGAGGGACCAAUUAUUGUAAUUAUAUGACAUUUGGAAAUAUUUUUUCUACUUAUUUUGUAAAGAUAGUUGUGAUAGGUAACAUUAAGGCGUUUUAGUGUAUUUGAAGUAAUUUGCGUUAUGAGCACAAGGAUUUCAGUUUAUAGUUAUUGGACGCAUGUAAAUUAUAUUUUUAGCCUACUUUUGUUAAGAGGAUGAAUGGAGGUGCAAGAGCUGUGUAGUACAUGUGUACAUUAAAGCAUGUUGAUAGGUGAACGACUUUGACUUACUCUGUAUGAACGGCGUGUUAGAGCGCCGGUGGCAGUGAAAUACAAAUAAAUGAACAAUGCUAA
This is a messenger RNA of Procambarus clarkii (red swamp crayfish), 2481 nucleotides long. It is a transcript of the gene Inx2, whose product is annotated as innexin 2. Gene Ontology annotation, molecular function: gap junction channel activity. The record is from RefSeq and is a predicted model, not a curated record. Gene Ontology annotation, cellular component: plasma membrane; gap junction. Lineage: Eukaryota; Metazoa; Arthropoda; Malacostraca; Decapoda; Cambaridae. Gene Ontology annotation, biological process: phototransduction.